AUGAAUACAUAUAAUUCAUUCAUUAAUGUUUCAUAUGCUUCUAAAGAAGGUGAGCCAAAAACUAUCGAUAAAGCGGUGUAUGAAAUAAAAGCAUCAACGACGAAAUUGAAUUCGUUAACUUUUGACGGUGAUAGUUUCGUUAAUGACAUAACAUCGGGGAAAACAAUUUUAACGAAAGAAUAUUUAAAAUCUCAUGUUAGUGAGUUCGUUGAAAUUGAAAAAGAAGGUGGAAUUAAGUUCGAUCCACUGAAUUUCAUUUUCAGCUUAGCGAAUGCGGGUGUUAGUUUCGCUGAAUGGACAACUAUACAGAGUGAAAUAAAUGCAAUAUGGACGUUUUUGGGGUCAAAAGCGGGAAUGGGUGAGCUUGUAAAUGCUGCAAGAACAUUAGGUGAAACAGGAAAUUUUGUAGAUGGUUUUAAAAGACUUGUUUCAAAUGUUUUAACAAACACAAAGAAAUUAUUUAGAUAUACCGUACAUAACGGACGGAUUUUCGAACAGAUAGCAACAAACCCUCCGGUUAUGGCUGCGUUGAUGAUGGUUAGAGAUAUAAAACCACGUAACGACGGGAACGAAGAACAUGAACAACAGGAUACUGGUCGGGUUAUUCGAGACAUUAAAAACGUGUAUCCUGAAGUUAUUGAUUUAUUUAGAGGAGUUAAUGAUUCAAUUUCAAAACAUUCUAUAACCCUCGAUGAAGAGAAUAAAUUAACAGAUUAUAUAUUCGUCAUUAUUGCAGAAUUAAUGAAGAGAAUAAAUGAAAAAGGAAUUGGUGAUAUCAUUAAUGUCAGCGAUGUAAUGAUGAAAAGAAAUUUUGACUCAUUAUUUACAAAACCGAAAACAGAAUAUAGUCUUUAUGACGUAAUUACCGAAUUAAUGAAAAAGAUUAAUGAUAAUAAGAGUUCUGGCGGAAGAGUUGAAUUAGAAGUGAAUGAUGUUAAUGAGAAAUUAGCCGAAAAAGCAAACAAAAAUGAGCUUUUAGCUCUGAGUGAUAAAGUCAAGAACCACGUUCAUUAUAUAACUUCAGACGAACAGAUUAUAACGAACUACCAUGGAUAUUUAACACGAAGUGAUGAAGCGAAGACAAAAAAUGUUAAUGAAAGAAGAUAUAAAUACAUUCGUGCUAAAGGUUAUGACAUAAGCUGUACUGUACAGUAUGAUGUAGCUAAAGCACCAGAAGCAUUUGGUUAUACCGGUGAAAUUUAUGCCUCUACUUUCAAUGUUAACGGUGUAUUAGUUGAACCAAGAUUUACUUUGAGAGUUAAGUCAAAAAUAACGUUUGAAGAUGCUAUUAAAAGUAAAGCUGACAAAGUUGAACUUGAAGCAACGAACAAAGUUUUGAAAUCUCAUAAACACAACAUCUCCGAUAUAAAUGAACUUCAAGCUACAUUAGACAGUAAAGCCGACAAGAACCAUACACAUAAAUCCUUCACUACU
This is a messenger RNA of Trichomonas vaginalis G3, 1434 nucleotides long. Its product is annotated as keratin-associated protein family. The transcript has a single exon. Lineage: Eukaryota; Parabasalia; Trichomonadida; Trichomonadidae. The annotation marks the transcript as partial. The record is from RefSeq and is a predicted model, not a curated record.